Molecule: messenger RNA, 2379 nt
Organism: Trichomonas vaginalis G3
Lineage: Eukaryota; Parabasalia; Trichomonadida; Trichomonadidae
Product: protein ubiquitination
Exons: 1
Coding region: 1-2379 (792 amino acids)
Molecular function (GO): protein binding
Source: RefSeq, a predicted model, not a curated record
AUGAGCAAUAACUCUAACGAUUCGUCAAAUGAUACCAAUAAUACCAGAAUUUCCAUCGAUAGCAGCACAUCUAAGCAAACGAAUUCAUUAAUAACAAACUCCGAAGUUUUCAAAAUGUUCAAUACGAAAGAAGAGAACGCUUCAUUUGAAGAUUACCAAUUAAUUAUCGAUUGUAUAUAUAAAAUUACUGAUCAGACCUAUAAAAAAUAUUUAGAUAAAAUUUCAAUAUUUAAAACUCAAUCGUACAAACUCUUUAUAUUCGAUGCAAUUACUCAUGCUUCACAAGUACGUCCAUAUUAUACUUAUCUUUAUGCAGAUCUUUGGAUAGCCCUCCAUGGCACAACAAAAUUUGGUUCGAAACAAUCAUUUUUAGCUGAAUUACUUCGACGAAAGAAAUAUGUAUCAAAGAUCACAGGAAACGUAAUCAAGAAUACAUAUAAAGAUUACACACUAGAACAACUAAUGCAUGGUAAUGAAGAUGAUUCAGAAUUAGCUAAAGUAAUGAUGAAUGAUGAUCUCGAUAAAGUUUUAGAAAAAAUACAAGGAAAUUUUGAUGAAAAAGUGAAUAAACUAAAUCUCCUAGAUGCAAGUUGCCACUACGGUGCAUUAAGAUGCUUCAAAUACUUCAUGAACAAAGAAAUGAAGAUCACAGAGUCAACUUUGAAUUUGUUGAUUUCAGGAGGAAAUUUUGAAAUUUACGAAAUUGUUAAAAUAAAAAGAAACUUUUCACAUGAUCACAUAUCCAGGUCAAUUAAAUAUCAUAGUAAUGAGAUAGCAAAAGACCUGGUUGCACAACACAAUGCUUAUGACUUUGUUUUAUAUGACUGCGUCAGAUUCCAAAAUUUAGAUUUAUUAAAAUUGUUUUACAAAAAUUCAACAAAAAACGCAAGGAAAGAUGCUUUCAUGCAAGCUGCUGAAAACAAUGACAUAUUUGCAAUUAACUUGUUGUUAGGAGAAGGUUGUGAAAUACCAGAAGAAAUUGUUUCCACUCAAAAAAUGAAUCUAGAAAUUGUACAUUUGCUUGAACGAAAUGGUUUGGAUUUUUUGAAAGAUGAUAAAGGAAUCAUUCGCGGCGUUUUUGAUGGAAAUCAAGAAGUUGUUGAAUAUCUAAUAGAUAAAGGAGCAAAUGUUAAUGCAAGAGAUGAUAAAGGAUGUUCUGUAUUAGUGAGAAGUUGUAUAUUUGACUUUCAUUUUCCAAUCGCUAAGAAAUUAGUUGAACAUGGAGCAAACAUUGAAGAAAAAGAUGAGAACGGAUAUACCCCUCUUUUAAAGGCUUGUUCAAUGAAUCUUGUUAAUACUGUUGAAUUUCUUUUAUCAUGCGGUGCUGAUGCAAAACAAACAACUAAAGACAACGAAACAGCUUUGAUGAUUGCAACAAAUAAAUGCGGAGAAGAAUUAAUUGACAUUCUUAUAAAAAAUGGCUUAGACUUGAAUGAUAAGGACAAUAAAUCAAAUACUGCUUUCUUCCAUGCAGUUAAACAUCAUAAUAAAACAGUUAUUGAAAGAUUAAUUUAUCAUGGUGCCAAAAUUGAUGAAGAAUGCGAAAAUGGAAUGACACCAAUUAUGAUUUCAGUUGCAUCUAUUGAUUUAUUGAAAUAUUUCGAUGAAAAGAAAUGUGAUUUAAAUCAUUCUAGUUUUGAUGGUUUAACAGCAGUUUUAUAUGCUGCUGAGCAUGGAUUUACUGAUGCUUUGAGAUAUUUGAUGGAAAGGGGAGCAAAUUUCUUUGCGCAUGAUAAUAAAGGUAAAAAUGUAAUUCAUUAUGCAGCCGGAAAUGAUAAUUCAACAGCAAUUGAUUACUUAUUAUCAAUUGAAAAACUUAAGAAACUCCUUAAUGAAGGAGAUGUUGAUGGAAAUACACCAAUUUAUUAUUGCGAAAAAGAGCAAGUUGUGAGAUCUUUAUUGAGAUCAGGAAGUGAUAUGGAGCACAGGAAUUCAAAUAAUGAUACUCCUUUAUUUUAUUCUGUUAUAGAAGGGAAAGACUUAAUAACUAAAUACCUAUUAAAGAAUGGAGCAAAAACUCAAGUCAGAAAUAAUCAAGGACCAUUAAUUGCCGCUGCCGCGUUUGCAAACAUCAAAAGUUUAGUUGAACAAUGUUUAAAUGAUGGUGCCUUUUAUGAUGAUCAAACUGAAAAAGGAAACACUGCUUUGAUGUACGCAGCGAUGAAUGAUGAUUUCCAAACAGUUCAAUUACUUGGUUCAAAAGGUGCUGAUGUUAAGCAUAAAAACAAAGAUGGGAAAUCAGCAAUUGAUUUCGCAGAAUCUUCUUCGGUAAUAGCAUAUCUUGAAAAAAGAGGAGCAACUUAUGCAGAAGAAAAUAACGGUGAGCAAGAAAUGUUUAAAGAAGAUGGAUAUUACUGUACUGAAAUUGAAUUUGAAUAA